Messenger RNA from Phoenix dactylifera (date palm), 2193 nucleotides. NCBI's taxonomy places the organism in Eukaryota, Viridiplantae, Streptophyta, Magnoliopsida, Arecales, Arecaceae. The record is from RefSeq and is a predicted model, not a curated record.
AUGACAUCCUUCUCUAUUCUCCUCCUUUCGGCCAUCCAUCUCCUUUCUAUUUUCUGUCCUGUCACAUAUGGCUACCACCAUGCCAAUGGCGACGUCUCUAGUCAGCCGCAGGUUUACAUAGUUCACGUACUACCCCCUUCAAAUGCUCCCAAUGCCUUCCCCACUGAUCUCGAAAGCUAUUACAAAUCAUUUUUGCCCGACUCUACUUCUGACUCGGGUGAGACGCGGCUGAUCUACUCCUACACAGAAGUAUUCAGCGGUUUCGCUGCAAAGCUAACCCAGGAGGAGGUGAACAGCGUGGCCAAGAAGCCUGGCUUUCUGCGUGCCUAUCCUGACAGGAUCGUACCCCUGCUCACCACCCACACGCCCAACUUCCUUGGCCUUCAACAAGGGAGAGGGCUAUGGAAUCCUUCUGGCCUUGGCAAGGGGGUCAUUAUUGGGCUUUUGGACUCUGGAAUCCACCCCACACAUCCUUCAUUCAAUGAUGAUGGAGUGCCUCCCCCCCCUUCCAAAUGGAAGGGGACAUGUGGAUUCCGCGUUGGUUGCAAUAACAAGCUCGUUGGCGCCAAGACCUUCAUCAUUUCUGGCAAUAUCACCGGCGACGAUAGGGUCGGCCAUGGCACUCACACUGCAAGCACUGCUGCGGGGAACUUUGUGCAGAAUGCUGAAUCUUUUGGCCUAGGCAACGGGACGGCAGCUGGAAUGGCACCUCAUGCUCAUGUGGCCAGUUACAAGGUGUGCGGCGCAGCGGGCUGCUCCAGUGCUGAUAUUUUAGCCGGGCUAGAUGAAGCCGUAAAAGAUGGUGUCGAUGUGCUCUCGCUCUCGAUUGGUGGGGCUUCUGCGCCUUUCAACACGGACCCCAUUGCCAUAGGCGCCUUUGGUGCCACCGAGAAGGGGAUCCUUGUCACUUGUGCUGGCGGUAAUGAUGGUCCGAGUCCUAGCACAGUUUCAAACGAGGCUCCAUGGAUCCUCACCGUGGCUGCCAGUUCCGUGGACAGAAACUUCAGAUCUAUUGUGACGCUUGGUAAUGGAGAGCAGCUCUAUGGUGAAUCUCUUAAUCAACCCAAAGACUUCAGACCCUCCUCUCUUCCUCUAGUCUACCUCCGUGAUAUCACCUGUACCACUGUGGAUGAGGAUAUUACUGGCAAGGUCGUAAUGUGCCUUGCUGCUGGAAGUGAACAAGAGGCAGCUGCACGCAUCAAGGAUGCAGGUGCGGCUGCGAUAAUAUUCCUCUCCGGAGCGUAUCAUGCCUAUUCCAUCAGUCUUCGAGAUCUCGAUAUGCCUUCAUCCAAGCUGACCUAUGAAGAUGCCUCCAAGAUUUCGAAAUAUGUGAGAACGACAAGGGAGCCGACGGUCUCUAUCACCUUCAAUGGUACCGUUCUUGGAGUAUCCCCGGCUCCAGUGGUUGCCUUCUUCUCUUCCAGGGGACCGAGCGCGGCGACCCCAGGCAUUCUAAAGCCUGACAUCUCGGGACCAGGUCUCAACAUCUUGGCUGCUUGGCCUUUUCAGGUGGGAUCUGGGAGGAAUGGUGCGAAGACCUUCAACAUUAUUUCUGGUACCUCCAUGGCAACCCCUCACUUGAGUGGCAUCGCAGCACUCAUCAAGAGUGCACACCCUGAUUGGUCGCCGGCUGCGAUCAAGUCUGCCAUCUUGACAACUUCUGACGUUGUGGACGGUAAGAAGAAGCCGAUCCUGAAUGAGAAACACGUAAAAGCGAGCUUCUUUCAAAUGGGUGCGGGCCAUGUGAACCCAUCAAAGGCUGCAGAUCCUGGGCUGAUUUAUGACCUGGAUGUCGAUGAGUAUAUUCGAUAUCUCUGUGGAUUGUUCGGCAGACGCGGAGGGGAUUCUGCUGUACGUCAGGUUGUUCGCCGGAGAAUUAGCUGUUCUAAGGUGGGGAGCAUUUCUGAAGCUGAGCUGAACUACCCAUCCAUAAUACUGGCUCCCGGGUCUACGGUGAAUCGAACGGUGACCAAUGUUGGGAGGGCAAAUGAGAUUUACAAAGUCGAGGUGGAAGGACUGAACGGGGCAGGAGUUUCGGUCACUCCAGCGUUCCUUCGGUUUUCCCGUGUGAAUGAGAAGAAGACUUUCACCGUGCGUGUGGAUGGUGGGCAGAGUGGUGCGGAGGGGAAUUUGAGGUGGGUUUCGCCUCUUCAUGUUGUUAGGAGCCCCAUCAUCAUCUCUGGUAGGGCAUAG